UUUGUUGCUAAAGGUUCUUGUGUUCAAAGUCUAUCUUCCAGUGUUCAGAGCACUCCAGAGAAAAAUGGUCACUCAGAUGAUGCUUCAAGAACAGCAGAGCCACUUCAAGAGUUCGUGAAGUCCGGUCUGCGGAAGGAUCUCUUUCGCACUUGCUGUGAUAAGGGAAAAAAGCAAUCAGCUUCGUCGAAACAUAAAAUGGCUGAAGCAUCCAUCAGGAUGAAUAAGAAGCUGUUAAAGAAUCAGGAUCUCAAAAAGGCAUCCACAAGUCCCAAGUGCCAGCCUUCCAGGAAACAGAACAGGAAAGGGGAAAAUCCUGUGCGUAUUCCUCCUGUUUCUGAAUCAUGUACUGAUACUAAGUUUUCAGAUACAUGGAUCUGCAAGAAUUCUGCUUGUAGAGCUGUUUUAUCGGUAGCUGACACCUUCUGCAAAAGAUGCUCUUGCUGCAUUUGCCACUUGUUCGAUGAUAAUAAAGAUCCGAGUCUUUGGUUGGAAUGCACGUCAGAUUCUCCUAACUGGGAAUCCUGUGGCUUAUCUUGCCACAUUGAGUGUGCCCUUCAGCAAGGAAAAGUAGGGGUUGUUAACCUGGGGCAAUUGAUGCAGCUAGACGGGAGUUACUGUUGUGCAUCUUGUGGUAAAGUUUCAGGGAUACUUGGUUACUGGAAGAAGCAAUUGACUAUUGCUAAGGAUGCACGGCGUGUUGAUUGCCUCUGCUACAGGAUAUAUUUGAGUUUUAGACUUUUUGAUGGCACGUCAAGGUUUCAAGAACUCCACGAAUUUGUUAGAGAGGCAAAGACUAAAUUGGAAACUGAGGUGGGCCCACUUAGCGGAGUCUCAGCCCAAAUGGCCAGGGGAAUCGUAAGCAGACUUGCUGUUGCAGGUGAAGUUCAAGCACUAUGUUCUGCUGUGAUCGAAAAAGCUGAUGAAUUUUCUGCUGCAGUUUCUAGUACAAGCCUGAAAACUAAAGGUACCUCAAACAGUUUUUUGUUCUUGUGCUAG
Messenger RNA from Cynara cardunculus var. scolymus (artichoke), 996 nucleotides. RefSeq names its product VIN3-like protein 1. The record is from RefSeq and is a predicted model, not a curated record. NCBI's taxonomy places the organism in Eukaryota, Viridiplantae, Streptophyta, Magnoliopsida, Asterales, Asteraceae. Gene Ontology annotation, biological process: vernalization response; epigenetic regulation of gene expression. The coding region runs from base 196 to 996 and encodes 266 amino acids. The transcript has 3 exons.